AUGGUAAUGUUGUUCAUGACCACUAUUGGAUUUUUAGGCACGAUUAUUAUCAGCCUCAUUACCUACUGAAAACCUGCUGUGCAUUCAGCCAUCAGCUUUCUGUUGGCAACUCUGGCCUUUUUGACCCUAUGCAGUCCCCGGACCUUUGGGGCUCAUUUCUGCCAAAACUCAGCUAUGCUCUAUUGAUUAUUUGUCUUGGAAGGGGUUGCCAUCUGGAUGAUUAGCAUGGACAAUUUUUUAACCACUGUCUAGAGGUAGAACAAGCUGAACUCCCACCAUGCAAAAGCCACAGCUGGUGUGUGGUGUAUUUUUUUUUUUUUUUUUUUUUAUGCUUUCUGCAUUGCCUUUCCUCCACUGACUGGAUGGAUGGUUGGGGAAAUGCAAACCAGGGCUCUCCAGGGUGUAUUUCCUGCUGGCUGAACUAACGAAGCAAUGCUUGCUCUGCUAACCUUUUUCAUUUCUUUCAGCAUCAUCCUCCACUCCAAACUUUGCAUCCUAAACACCUUCUGCAAGAGCAUCCUAAGCACCCACCAACAUGUCCACAGCCUUUGCUUCAGACAAAGGAACAAACUUGACCUGGUAAGACUGUAGAAACCUUGCCAAGUGAACAUACACCUGAACUUCAAAACAAGAGCAUUCACUACAGUUCUUACUCUGUUUCUUGGAUUUUUACUCUGCCAACUCCCCAGCUACACAGCUCGCAACCUGCAGCGUUACUGGUGCUGA
Molecule: messenger RNA, 726 nt
Organism: Antrostomus carolinensis (chuck-will's-widow)
Lineage: Eukaryota; Metazoa; Chordata; Aves; Caprimulgiformes; Caprimulgidae
Product: high-affinity lysophosphatidic acid receptor
Biological process (GO): G protein-coupled receptor signaling pathway
Molecular function (GO): G protein-coupled receptor activity
Source: RefSeq, a predicted model, not a curated record